Brassica rapa (field mustard) is the source of this 3345-nucleotide messenger RNA. RefSeq names its product glycosyl hydrolase 5 family protein. The record is from RefSeq and is a predicted model, not a curated record. Gene Ontology annotation, biological process: polysaccharide catabolic process. Gene Ontology annotation, molecular function: hydrolase activity, hydrolyzing O-glycosyl compounds. NCBI's taxonomy places the organism in Eukaryota, Viridiplantae, Streptophyta, Magnoliopsida, Brassicales, Brassicaceae.
AGAUUAUAAACGGUUAAUUUUAACGUGAGAGCUCUGUUGCAAAAUUUACUUCACAAAUAAUAAUAUAGAUAUGACCAAUUUUAUUUAAUAGAACCGUUGGUCAAUGUGAUAAUGAUUCGAAAUACCUCACGUAAAUGAUAAAACCAUAAAAGCAUAAAUAAAUGCUUCUAAAUAUUAAGAUUUAUUUAAUAGAACCGUAGUACUUUAAUAGAUGUGAAUAAUUUAAAAUAAUUAAUAUUGCUAAGUGCUGAUCAUAAAUAUACGAAUAAUAAGAACGGCGAUCAAGCAUAUACCAAAAACAUAAUUAAUAUUGCUAAGUGCUAACCAUAAAUAUAGGAAUGAUAAGAACGCGAUCAAGCAUAUACCAAAAACACAAAUCACAAUGGUGGACAUGCUUGUAAGUGGUGCUAUGAGUUCUCUUUCUGUUUUGUUAUAUGUUGAUUUAGUACUCCUGACUGGGUUAACUGAAUUGGUGGGUACAUAUCUAACUUGUUGUAGUUAUUGUUGUCAAAAGGAAAAAAAAUAAUAAUUAUCAGAGCAAAUCAAAGAAAAAAUCUUGGGAUAGAUCAUACUUUAAUAGUAUAGAUAAGAAAGGGAGUAUUUAAUUUAAAAUCUUACAAAAGAGAAUUUAAAUCCUAAUGAAUGUUUAUCUUUUAAUAAAAGGGAUGUUUUAAUAAAAGGGAUGUGUCAUUUUCCACUUAACAUAAGAAGUGUGUUGUGAUAUGUUUCCUUCUCGUAUUUCAUGUUUCCUUUUUUUCAAAAGCUUCCCUCUUUCAUGUAUAUAUUUUUUCAUCUCAAUUCAUUUAAUUGUUAAUGUUCUUUUGUCGAUAUUUAUUGUUAAAUGUAGUUUCAGUUAUAGAUGAUUUAUUUUAAAAAAGUUACUAUGUCAUUUCGGUAAUUUGUAUAAUCCAGAUGGCAUCACAGUGUUUUAGUCAGUUGUCGAUAGUUGGAAGGAAGUUUCAUCCAACAGAUUUUUUAUAUGGUGUUUUGGGUAGUGAUUUUAUAUUAUAUUAUUAAGUUUUAUUUUUAAAAUAACUGUCUUCCAUAUUAUUAUUUUUAAGAUUACUAUGUCUCAUUUUAAUUUUAGUUGCACUAUAUUCCUAAAUACUCAUACAAAAUCUGUAAAAUAGAAAUUUCAAGCACGUAUAUUAGAUUUGUAUAUCAAUAAUAUUCAAUAAAAAUAAUAUAUGUGUGCACAUAUCAUCUUUAGUUUAUGUUCUGAUAUACUGUUAUUUAUUAUUUUUAAAAAUAAUAAUAAUUGUUAACAAAUAAUUUAAUUGUAAUUAAUUUUUACCCCCACUAUAAAUUUGGUCCAGCUUUGUAUGUCUCUUCCAUAUGAUUCACCAACCCCAAAACUCAAAACGCAAAAUUUAAAACACCUCUAAUAUGAAGACAACAAAGGUGCUAAAACGCAUGUUUAGCUUCUUCAUCUUCUUACUGUUCUCCUUUGUCACAAAAAACAUGGCAUAUCUACUCUCUACAAACUCUCGUUGGAUCAUCGACGAAAAAGGAGAAAGAACGAAGCUGGCGUGUGUGAACUGGCCAGCGCAUUUACAGCCUGCAGUGGCGGAAGGGCUUAGUAAGCAGCCGGUUGAUGCCGUGGCCCAAAAGAUAGUGGCAAUGGGUUUCAAUUGUGUUAGGUUAACUUGGCCACUUGAUUUGGCCACAAAUGUGACAUUGGCUACUAGUGUUACUGUGAGGGAUUCUUUUCAAAGUCUUGGUCUUAACACUGACAUUUCUGGUUUCGAAACUAAGAACCCUUCCAUGAUUGAUCUUCCACUCAUUGAAGCUUACCAGAGUGUGGUGACGACGUUGGGAAACUACAACGUGAUGGUGAUAUUAGACAACCACUUGACCAAACCAGGGUGGUGCUGCGGCAACGACGACGGCAACGGUUUCUUUGGAGACAUAUUCUUUGACCCUGCCACAUGGAUCUCCGGUCUGACCUACAUGGCCACUUCCUUCAAAGAUACAUCCAAUGUCGUUGGUAUGAGCCUCAGAAACGAACUUAGAGGACCUAAACAAAACGUCGACGAUUGGUUCAAGUACAUGCUACAAGGAGCCGAAGCAGUUCACGAAGCAAACCCUUACGCACUUGUAAUCCUUUCUGGCUUCAGCUACGACACAGACCUCUCUUUUGUCCGAUCACGACCCGUAAGCCUUACUUUCUCCGGUAAACUCGUCUUUGAGCUCCAUCGAUACUCUUUCACCAACGUUGAUAUAUGGAGUUCUAAAAACCCAAACGACGCAUGCGGCGAGAUUCUAAAAAUCAUCGACGACGGAGGCGGUUUCCUCCUCCGGGACUUCCCGGUGUUUCUUAGUGAGUUUGGAAUCGAUUUGAGAGGCGGAAACAUUAACGAUGAUCGGUAUAUCGGAUGUAUAUUAGGUUGGGCGGCGGAAAAUGACAUUGAUUGGUCGAUUUGGGCACUUCAAGGAAGUUAUUAUUUAAGAGAAGGUGUGGUAGGAAUGACUGAGUACUACGGUGUCUUGAAUUCAGAUUGGAUAAGUGUUCGAAACAACAGUUUCAUGCAAAGAUUGUCUCUGAUUCAAUCCACGCUUCAAGGACCGGAUCCUCAACCCGAAGUUAGCAAUCUUAUUUUCCACCCGUUAACCGGACUUUGCAUGCUACAAUCUUCCUUAGAUCCAACCAAGGUCAAUCUCGGUCGAUGCAAUCAAUCUCAACCAUGGGACUACACUACUGACAACACUUUGAAACUUAAAAACAUACCUCUCUGCUUGGCGAACACCGGACCGAACGCACCGGUUAAGCUCAGUGAGGCGAGUUGCUCGACCCCUAGUUUGUCGCAAUGGCAACCCAUCUCAGCCUCGAAUAUGCUCUUAGCUGCAAAGUCAACCAAUAACUCGCUUUGUCUUGACGUAGAUGGAGACAAUAACGUCGUGGCUACCAACUGCAAGUGUGUGAACGGCGAAGACAGCUCGUGUGACCCGAUGAGCCAGUGGUUCAAGAUCGUUAAAGUCAAUAAAGCAAAUGAGGAUAUAUAACUGAUCAUUAACAAUUGAUCAAGUAACUCAUGAAGUUUGUUUACAUGUUAUUUUCUGUUGAAGUUUCUAAUAAAGACUAUUUCGUUGUAAUGCGUGAUUAUUGUUUCUUUUACCAAUUUGAUCAACAUGAUAACAUUUGAAUAUUUUUGAUUGUCAUCUUAGCAUCAUAGCAUGGUAUUAGGAUCGAAAAAAAAUCUUAAGAAAUAAUCCCCAAACAAACAAACAAACAAUUUAUCCUACAAAAUAUGAAAUUUCAAAGAUUCAUCACUCUCUUUAUUAAAAGAAGAAUAAUCAUAGGCAUAGCUAGACUUUAGACAAAGCUUAAUAAGAAAAACAUUAAAA